Molecule: messenger RNA, 3855 nt
Organism: Candidula unifasciata
Lineage: Eukaryota; Metazoa; Mollusca; Gastropoda; Stylommatophora; Geomitridae
Source: the annotation of a GenBank genome assembly
AUGCCUACAUACUUUCAGAAACCAGAAAAUGCUCUCAAAAGAGCAGAUGAGUUUAUUGAUGUUGGGAAAAGGCAAAGAGCUCUUGAUGCAUUGUAUGAUGUUAUCAAAAGUAAGAAACAUCGAACAUGGCAGAAAACUCACGAGCCCAUCAUGGAAAAGUACCUUGAGCUGUGCGUGGAAUUGCGAAAAUCCCACAUUGCGAAGGAAGGGUUGUAUCAGUAUAAAAACAUAUGUCAACAGGUCAAUAUCAGUUCUCUAGUAGAGGUUGUAAAGAAUUAUAUUGCACUCGCUGAGGAAAAGACAGAAGCAGCCAGAAAAGAAUCACAACAGACUGUUGUUGAUAUUGAUGACCUCGACCUUCCUGAUUCCCCAGAGAGCUUACUCUUGAAGGCUGUAAGUGGGGAAGACCUUCAGGACAGAACAGACAGGGCAAUUUUAACGCCAUGGGUGAAAUUUCUGUGGGAAUCCUAUCGCCAGUGCCUGGAUCUGCUGAGAAAUAAUUCCAGGGUGGAGCGCUUGUAUCAGGAUAUUGCCCAGCAAGCAUUCAAGUUCUGUUUAAAGUAUUCAAGAAAGACAGAGUUUAGAAAGCUGUGCGAAAAUCUGCGUACACAUUUGGGACACAUACAUAAGCACCAGCACCAGCAGACUGCAAUAAACCUCAACAAUCCAGAAUCACAGGCUAUGCAUCUUGAGACUCGGCUCGUGCAACUAGACAGUGCAAUUAGUAUGGAGUUGUGGCAGGAAGCUUUCAAGGCAGUAGAGGACAUCCAUGGGCUGAUUACAUUAUCCAAAAAGCCACCUAAACCAUCACUGAUGGCUAAUUACUAUCAGAAACUGGGACUUGUCUUUUCAAAGUCUGGCAAUUAUCUUUUCCACGCUUGUACUCUGCAUCGCUUGUUCAAUCUGUCACGUGAGCAACGUAAAAAUUUAUCACAAGAUGAACUACAAAAGAUGGCUUCAAGAGUUCUGUGUGCAACUUUAGCCAUACCUAUUCCACCAACAAGAAAUGUUAUUGGUAACUUACUGGUGAUGGAUGAAAGUGCUAUGGAAAAACAGCGAAAACUUGCCACACUUCUUAUGUUGCAAACUCCGCCUACCAGGCAAACACUGGUGAAGGACUUGGUGAGACAUGGUAGCAUUCAGUUUGCAUUCCCAGAGCUUCAGAAUUUGUACCAAUUUCUUGAAGUUGACUUUCAUCCAUUGAAUUUGUACAAAAAAGUCAAGCCUGUCAUAGACUUCAUUGAACAGAAUGAUGAUCUGGCACAGUAUGUCCCACAGCUGGAGGACAUCAUUAUCACUCGAGUGUUGAAGCAGGUUGCACAAGUGUAUCUGCAGAUAAAGUUCAGCCGUUUUGCAUCUCUUGUUCCUUUUGCUUCUGAGAAUCGAUUGGAAGGGGUCAUUGUGGAUGCGGCAAAAGCCUUAGAACUUCAGGUUAGAAUCGAUCAUCGUACACUUUCACUAAGUUUUGGCACAGACUUGGGUGUAUCACAGAAAGAAGAUAUUCCAGAAGGGCCUUACAUUCAGAGCAUGCCAAGUGAGCAGAUUCGUAAUCAAGUCAUAAACAUAGCCCAGGCCCUCAACCAGGCUGUAGAAAUCAUCGGCCCAAAAGAAAGCACACAAGAAGAAGAGGAACUGAAAGCUGCCAUUCUUAACAGCUAUCGUCUGACUGCCAAAAAAGAACAUGCUCGUAUUUUACAGCGUAGGCAGAUUAUUGAAAACCGCAAAGAACAGCUUGAACAGAAUCAAGAUCAGAGGGAACGUGAGGAAUAUGAGCAGGCAGAGGAGCACAGACGCAAAGCCUAUGAAGCUGAGAUGGCUCGUUUAGAAAGAGAGGCAGAGGAGCGAAACAGGCAAAGGCAGCAAGAAGAGCAUGAACUGAUCAAAAGAAGACAUGUAAAGGAGCGCUUGGAAGAGUUGCGCAAGACCAAAAUUUUUAACAUUGAUGAAGAGGAAAUAGCUGAUCUUGAUGUUGAGGAAAUUAUGGCCAAACAAGUUGAACAGUUGGAGAAAGAGAAGAAAGAGCUGCAAGAAAGGCUGAAAGGACAAGAGAAAAAGGUGGAUUAUUUGGCUCGCGCUAAGCGCAUCGAAGAGUUACCACUUCUUCAGGAACAGUUUGAAGAAGAUCAAAAAACUAGACGUGAAUUUUGGGAACAGCAGGAAAAAGAACGGAUAGAAACCUUAAAACAGGAAAGAACCCAUGCAUUAGAGACAAAGGCACGUUUGAUACAGAUGAAGGUUGACCUUGACAUUUUCACCAGUAACCUGAAGAAAAACAAAAAAUCAGAAUUUGAGGAGAAACUUAAAGACUUUGAGAAGCAAUUGACAGAAGAGAGGCGCAAAAGACUGCUGGAGCGAAAAGCUAAACGAAAAGAAGAAAGAAGACAGAAGUGGUUACAGGAAAAAGAAGAAGCUGCUCAAAGAGCUCAGGAUGAACUAUUGAAGCAAGAGAGAGAGGCAAAAGAGCGAGAAGAAUUAGAGAAAAGAGAAGCUGAAGAAAGAGAAUAUUUAGAACGAAAAGCCAAACUAGAUGAGCAGCUAAACAAGCAAAAGGCAAGAGAAAAGGAGAUUGAAGAAAGAGAAGCAAAGCGAAAGGAUGAAGAGAAAAAACAACAUGAACUUCGUCGGACGAAUGAAAGAGUUAGUAGUACUACAGCCAGAGAACCUGAAGGAGAGUGGCGCAGAGGAGAACCUGCAUCAGAGGAUCAAGGAAUUGAGGGUAAAUCCUGGAAGCCUAAGGUUGGUGGCUGGAGAGAACGUGAAUUAGAGAAAGAAAACAGCUGGAAAUCAAAGAGUGAGCUACAUGUUGAUGGAGAUAUGGAAGCGCCAAAGGAUAGAGAUGAAUAUAUGGAACGUAAUUUUAAGAGCUCUCCAAGAGAACAUGAGAGGGACGACAUACGAGGGCCUAGAGAUGAUAGAGACAUACGAGGGCCUAGAGAUGACAGGGACUUACGAGGGCCUAGAGAUGAUAGGGACUUACGAGGGCCUAGAGAUGAUAGGGACUUACGAGGACCUAGAGAUGAUAGGGACUUACGAGGACCUAGAGAUGAUAGGGACUCACGAGGAGCACGAGAGGAUAGAGGACUUUCACGGGAUGAUUUUAGAGGCCCCCCAAAGGAUGAUAGAGAUUUUAGGAAAGAUCAUAAUGACUUCAGAGGUCCACCAAGAGAGGACCGCGAUUUUAGAGGAUCUCGUGGUGGUGUUACUAGCCAGGCUGCAGUUCCGUUAGUUCGUACAAGAGGCACUACUGAUGACAGGGAGAGAAAUGUUAGAGACCAAUUUCCUCCAAGAAAUGAUGACAGAAGUUCUAGAGAUGAGCGAGGACCACUGCAUCGAGAUGAAUGGCGAAGUGGACACGCAGAUGAUAGGGAUAAAACAAGACCAGACGGCGAUAAUUGGAGAUCUGGUCCAAGAGAUUCACAUUUUGAAAGCUGGAGAGAUAGACGUGAAGAUAGAGGUGCACCACCAGCACGAGAUGAUUGGAGAGGUGGUGAGAGACCUAAAGAUGGACCACAGACACGCACUAGCGUUGGUGGCAGCUGGAGAACUAGAGAUGAAGUGGUUUCUAGAGAUAUUCCACCACGUGAAAAUCAAAGAGAUGAUGUACGUAGACCAGGUGGUGAUUUAGAUGGAAGUUGGAGACGAGGUGGUCCUCCUGCUGAUAAAGAUGACAGGCGGGGCCCUAUUGACAGGAAAGGCCUUGAUGAACGCAGAGCGCCCCUUCGAGACGAUAGACUAGGACCACCACGUGAAGACAGACGUCAGCAUUCAGACCACAGAGCUGGAGACAGAGAAGAGACUUGGAGACGAGGGCUGCGCCAAGAAGAAGAUGAUGGUUGGACAACAGUUCGCUACUAA